AUCCCUUCGGAAAAAGGACCAAUGGGAGAGUAUCAGUACUGGCAGGAGUGCGAAACUGGAUUGACAAUUCUAGUGGAACAAUUGAAGUUGCCAAUUGUUAAGAAAAUCCUCGCACUUCUAGAACAAGCGCUCUCGCCGAUCGCCUCGAGUUUUCAGUACUUUCAGAAAGAGCUCUGGAAACAGUACGUCGAAGCCAGAGACAAUAAUAAGUUUAUUCAGACGCUGCUAAGAUACUUUCAGUUGAUGAGCAAACCGGAUUCGUUUCAAUCUGUAACGGAGUCCAUGCCCGCUCUGAUGGAAGGACUGCGAAUGCUCUGGGUUCUGUCGAGUUACUACUGCCACGAGGAUAAGAUGACGUCGCUGAUGGAGCGGAUAACGUGGGAACUCUGUCAGAAUGUCAGAAAAAAUUUGUCAAUCGUGUCGCUGUUCAAAAAACCUCUGGAAGAAAUUUUGCAGAAGACGAGCAUGGCCAGCACGAUGAUGCGACAGUGGAAACGUUCGUAUCUGAAGACCCGAAUGGACAUCGAGCUGUUCGGAAAGAGUCAGCGCUGGGAAUUCGAUCAGAAGCGCCUGUUUCAGGAUACGGAAUACAUUGCCGAGGUGUGCAGCGAUCUGUACAAGAUCGCCGGCGUGCUGCAGGAUUUCUACAACAUCUUCGGCUCCGAGCUGAAGUCCAUCAUAAACGAUCCGGCGCAAAUCGACGCUGUGGUGAAGAGAGUGGACGCGCUGGUGGUGCCGAUUGAGAGUGCCGACUUUGACGUUUUCAACGUGUUCAACAAGGAAAACUGGGAGGCGCUGACCAAGUGGUUCUACGAGGAGGUAACCUAUCUUGAGGACCAGGCCAAGUUCUACAUCGACGAGUGCUUCGCGGUGCUGAUCAGCGCCGAGAACGCGCUGGAGAUGUUGCUCAAGUUCAAGAACAUCAAGACUCGCGCUGCCAUACAGCAGCAAUUGCUCCGAAAGUUCGACGUGAUCAUGCAACAGUUCAGCAAGGAGAUCAACACCGUGGAAGACAUCUAUCAACGAAACAAACGAUAUCCGCCAUCCGCGAACUGA
Messenger RNA from Pseudomyrmex gracilis, 1056 nucleotides. Its product is annotated as dynein-1-alpha heavy chain, flagellar inner arm I1 complex-like. The coding region runs from base 22 to 1056 and encodes 344 amino acids. Lineage: Eukaryota; Metazoa; Arthropoda; Insecta; Hymenoptera; Formicidae. The record is from RefSeq and is a predicted model, not a curated record. The transcript is spliced from 3 exons.